This is a messenger RNA of Wasmannia auropunctata (little fire ant), 4737 nucleotides long. Its product is annotated as hemicentin-2-like. Gene Ontology annotation, biological process: synapse organization. NCBI's taxonomy places the organism in Eukaryota, Metazoa, Arthropoda, Insecta, Hymenoptera, Formicidae. Gene Ontology annotation, cellular component: neuron projection membrane. Bases 886 to 1746 code for a protein of 286 amino acids. The transcript has 6 exons. The record is from RefSeq and is a predicted model, not a curated record.
ACGACGUGCCGCUCGUGCCUCGCGAUCGUUGGAUUCACACGCACCUCGCUUACCGCCCCUUCCACCCUUCGCCGUUGUGCUUGUCAUCCCUGCGCGUCAUCAUCGACGUUCCAAUUUGUCAUCGGCCCCCCGGCAUCGAUCGAGAAAAAAAUCGGAUCUUCCUGAUUCGCCCUUCGGCGGUGUGAAUCUCGCGAAUCGAAUCACGAAUCCCAUCGGACUGCGAUUUUGAAUUUGUCGGGAACAGCGCGCGUGUAUUUUUACGCGUAUAUAUACGACCGACAAUCGCGCCCGCAUUUCCGGGGAUGCAACAGUGCGUCAGGAAAGUGUUCCGAUCGAUUCGUUAAAAUGUGGAUCGCGCGAUCGCGACCGCGAACGAAGGACGAUUGACCGUCUCGCUUGAGCGAACGUUUGUGCAGAUCUUCGGCGAUCGAUGGUGCGAUCCUGGAGCGAUCAAAGUGAUUGAUGCACGAUGACGGAAUGAAUGUGCGCGCGGGUGCGCGUCCACUCUUCCGGGACCAAAUUACGCGAUCCGGAUAAGCAGUGCCGCGUCGUCCUCGACGAAGGGCGAUCUGUCGUGAGGUUCGCGGUACCAGGCUGCGACGGAUUCGUGGACCGGAAGUGACUGCACUGCGUGCGUGUCAUCGUCAUUGCGGUAAACGGCGCGUAAAAGUGCGCGUGGAACGGAUUCGGUUGAUUUCGAAGAGGAUCGCAGUGCGUUUCCCAGCGGCGGUUUGGAUGCGUGUCCGGAGUUACACGACGCAGGAACGCGCGACCCCGUCCCUCCAGGAAAUUCAUCGUGUCCGAAAAGUGUAGUUCCGAGAUCCUUGUUUCGAGAGGGAUAUAUGUCUGAGGAAAGGAGAGAGGCACGAGUAUUUUGUGAUCAUCAUGAGGACACUCUGGAUCGUGGUGGUCAUUCUACUCGAGAUACACUUGUAUUUCACAGUGAGCCAGGCGAAGCAUCAGCAGAACUCAAGUGCCAAUAAUGCAAUCGCCCCAUUGAAUGCCCCGGAGGGUAAAAAUGAAGAUGUUCCUGAAGGACCAAUUGGAGAGGUGCUUGCUCAAAGUGGUACCACGGCAAUUCUGCCGUGCAAAAUUACCGAUCCCGGAGCCGGAACGAUCACGUGGGUGAGACGGAGGGACAGACAAUUAUUAACAGUUGGUACCAGCACACACUCUACUGACAAGAGAUUUGUCGUCAGGCAUUCGAGCACCGAUUGGCAACUCACAAUACGCACCGUAACGAUGGACGAUGCUGGCAUCUAUGAAUGUCAGGUGACGUCGCAUCCGGUGCAGCGAAACUUCGCUCGUCUCAAGAUUACGGAGGCGUACUCGAUAAUACCGGGUGCGCCUGAUCUGCACGUGAAGCAAGGCUCGAGCCUCCGUUUGGAAUGCCAUCUUAUGGCGGCCACGGAAAAGCCCCUUUACGUCUUCUGGUAUCGUCAGGGUCGUAUGAUAAAUUACGACGAGGAGCCCGGCGUCGACGUCAAACUCACGAUGAGCGGCUCCAUUCUGACGGUGGACAAAACGAAGCUCACGCACGACGGCAACUACACGUGCGCGCCUAGCAACGCCAAGGCGGCGUCUGUCAUGGUUCACGUAAUCGAAGAGGAGGAGAAGCCGGCGGCGAUGCACGGGGGCGACAGAAGGAACCUCAGCCCGGCAAUUUUGGCGAGCAACUUUCUCGUGUCCCUCCUGGCGGCCGUCAGCUGGAGGAUACCGAGUUUCACGAGCCUUUACCCGACGUGAAUUACCGCCGUCCCGGCGGCGUCCUGCGGCCCGCGUGUCCCCCCGCGACCUGACGGGCGGGCCUGGUGAGGAAAACGAGUUCCCGAAGUCGUUGUCCUGCUGCUCCCGGUGUGCCGGCAAGAGAGCGACCUCGGCCCUCAUUUCCGACUCCGGUGAAGAAACUCCGGUGGGUGCCGGGGGAGGGAAAUGACUGUGCGCGCGUGAUAGUCGUCGCCGCGCGUGCAAACUCGGCGAUGCCUCGGUUUACCUUGCGUGUGUCUCUUUUGCGUGUAACUAGAUAGACCGCUAAUUCGGGGUUGACAGCCGCGGAGUUAACGCGCGCGCGUGCUCGUUGUGUCCUCGGCCGACGGUGUCUCCUGUGUAGCUCAAGAACAGAGAGAGUCGCCGGCGCGAGUCCGUUUGUUUCGGUACGGUGCACACACACUUACACACACAUACACAUACACACCAUACACACACACACACACACCUGGUGGAAGCCGAUCUUCAAUCCUUCGCACCUUCCAUCCUUCGAGCCCGUUCUCGCGCGAGUGCCGUGUAAAGUGUGCUUUGCCGGAACGACUGUACUCCGUUUUGGAAUUGAGCUAGCGAUUUACCGUAGGAUACGUUUUACUCUUAAAUUCUCGCGUAAUUCUACGCGUUUCGUUGCGCGCGAAGUUACAGUCCAACCCUACUCCUGUCCGCGAUAAAGAUUUCAGCGUGUAAAUACGAACACAAUUUCUCUUGUUGUACUUAGAGAUUCUUUUGUGAUAAUAAAUCGUACAAAAUAAUAAUAUUUAAAAAAAAAUGUGUUAAGAACUGCGAAAAGUAAUCAAUAAUUUACAAAUAACCAAUAUAUUACAUUCGGAAAUAAUAAUAAAUUAAAUCUCACUGUAAUUUGCCACGAUAAAUUUCGAUGAAUUUAUCGCGAAUAUAUUUCUAUUUUACAAAUAUAUUAUUAUUAUUUUUUUUUAAUUACUGUUUAAGCUGUGCAAUACAAUUUUCUCGUGGCAAAAUUACCAAUUACUUCGGACGUAACCGCGUGGAUCGCAAUGAGACCAGAGGAUUACGGAAUUAUGGUACUAAGGUACGUCGUAAGAUACGCAUUGGUGAGAAAAAAAAGGUCGCGUAAGCGGAAAGGGAGUCCCCUGAUUUGUUUGGAAAUUCGGUUUCCCGCAGGAAAUCCGUUUCCCCGAACAGAGAACCCUUCCGCUCGAUACGCGGCACGUUGAUUAUAUCUUUCGGUGUGCGUGAUCGGUGAGUCGUUUUCUUCGUACGUGCAUUCUACAUAUAUACAUAUAUACGCGUAUAUAUUCGUUACGUACAGACAAAAUGUACACGGCGAGAGCUCGAUUUAUCGUUCUUCCAAUUAAUCGCAGUAUCGUUCAUAUUUUCGAAUCCCAAAGUGAUUUGUACCGCCUACCGUUUGCCGCAUUCGUUGAUUGCACAUAUGUUUUUGUUUGGCCCAAACAUCCCUUUCGAUAGCAUUUCGAUCGAGCUUUCACCGUAUAUGCGAUGCGUUAUUGCAUAUAACGUAGAGGUUGCUGCGAAAAUUCUGUUUGUCGUUGACCAGACUCACUCGUUGGCAAGGCCGUAAUAAUGACGAAUCGUACUCUUCGAUUAAAUCGAUUGAAAUUCGCUAUCAUUACGUAUGAAGUCCUUUUUUCGUACUUUGCAAAUCAAAUUUGACAAGAAAAAAAACGAAUCUAUUCGAAACUCUCAUGCUCUAAUAAACAAAUAAACACGAAUUUGGAUAAAAAAAUAUUCCGAUCGAGAGAUCGGUAUGCCGCGUGCAACGAUAGAAAAUAUAUAUAUUUCAAACGUGCAAAGGCUGUAAGUUCCGCCCUGGCUGUAAAUUCUGUUAUCUUGUGCCGGUAGCAGAGAGUUUAAGUAAAUCUUCCUUUCGCGCGCCCCCGGUGUACGUUUCUUCGAAAUCGCGGACAAGAUAAGACAAGCAGAUUUUCACGCGACAACUUGAUUACGCGAGCCUGCAGGAGGUGGACGAGGCGAAACGUUUCUUUCCGCGCGCGCUGUAGAAAGCCUUACCUCAAUUCCCGUCGACUCUCUCGCGGUGCCAUCGCCAUUGCGAGGAAGUUUCUUUCUCCGCGCACCUCGCGAUUCUCCCGGGUGGGUAUACACUGAAGCAUUCUCCGCUGUUUGUUCGCCCGGUGUAUACCUAUCUUUAAAUAAAUGAUAAAUGCAAAACGUUCGUUCGACUGGCGAACGACUGCCCGAUGUGAGCGCAAAGAAGAAACGAGGAGAUACGGGCGAACGCGAGUGGGCGAGAGGGGUUUUGCUCGCGCUCUCCCUAUUCCGCGUUUGCCCGUUCUUUUUUUUUCGUUCCUCUUCAAGUGUAUACCCACUUUCCCAUACGUCCUCGAGAUUGAUGAAUAAUCCAACGUCGGAUGGCGCGCGUCACGCGAGCGAUGCGAGCGAUUGGAUCUUUCGAGACACAAAAUACACUCCUUCCUCAAUUAUUAUUUUUAACGAAAAUCGGGACUUAUGCGUUUUGUUCUACCGACGACGAGGACUCUUCCCCAUCGAGCAAGGCUCUGUUUCUCGUUUCAUUAAAAUAGCGAAGAUAAAGCGAAGAUCCAGAGGACGUGAUAUUUGAAAGACGCUUGUAAAAGAUAUCCUCCUCUGGAUGCCUUUGUGUCCUUUAGACAUUUUUCCUCCGGAACAUUUAGCGCCAGAUUUUGGAGUGUAAAAUAAUGGGGGUGAAGAAAGGGGGUGACGAAGGAGUGUACUUCGGAAGGAUUCCUCGUGUUUCCGCGGUGCUUCGCGAAAUGUUUCGCGAAAGGCUCGAUGCGGUUGGUUUCGCGGCUUUUCCGCGAUGGGAAACGCGAUGAGCGGUCUUUAACCAUACAUCGAGUUUUAUGCGCGGCACGCACGACACGUGGCGAUGCGCGGCCGCGAACUCGCGCUCAUCAACGUUAUUUAUCUGAAUACGUGGAAUCAAUGUAAAUACUAAACAUUCUAACUACGCAUUCAAUAAAACAUUAAUCGUGACUA